Molecule: messenger RNA, 1710 nt
Organism: Bombina bombina (fire-bellied toad)
Lineage: Eukaryota; Metazoa; Chordata; Amphibia; Anura; Bombinatoridae
Gene: SAMM50
Product: SAMM50 sorting and assembly machinery component
Exons: 15
Coding region: 128-1534 (468 amino acids)
Biological process (GO): protein insertion into mitochondrial outer membrane; mitochondrial respiratory chain complex assembly
Cellular component (GO): outer membrane; SAM complex
Source: RefSeq, a predicted model, not a curated record
GCGUACGGGGUUGGGUUUCGUGAGGUGUCAUGGCGGCGCCCAUGUUUCUGUGACAGCGCCCUGUCAGGCCGGGCUGUGUAGGUGACUGUGGGGACGGAGAGGCCCUGACACCUUGGUACCAGCAGACAUGGGGACUGUGCACGCUCGGAGUUUGGAUCCUCUUCCUAUGGAUGGACAUGAUUUCGCAUCUGCUGAUGAUUCUGAUCUUGUAGAAGUGGAGCCGCAAAAGAAACAGGAAAUUUUAGAGAACAAAGAUGUUGUGGUUCAGCGUGUGCACUUUGAAGGUCUGGGGAGGACAAAAGAUGACCUUAUUAUGUAUGAAAUCAGCAAUGUCUUCAAGGCUAAAAAUCUUAUUGAUGUGAUGAGAAAAUCUCAUGAAGCAAGAGAGAAAUUGCUCCGAAUGGGAAUAUUUAGGCAAGUGGAAGUUUUGGUUGAUACAUGUGAAGGUGAUGACGCUCUUCCCAAUGGUUUGGAUGUCACUUUUGAAGUCACAGAAUUGAGAAGAUUAACUGGAAGUUAUAACACCAUGGUUGGGAACAACGAAGGCAGCAUGGUUCUUGGUCUUAAACUUCCCAAUCUCUUUGGUCGCGCUGAAAAAAUGACUUUCCAGUUCUCUUAUGGGACAAAGGAAACCUCAUAUGGGUUGUCCUUUUUCAAACCCCAAGUUGGAAACUUUGAAAGGAAUUUUUCUGUCAACUUGUACAAAGUGACUGGCCAGUUCCCGUGGAGCUCGCUGCGUGAGACAGACCGAGGAAUAUCAACCGAAAUCAGUUUCCCAUUAUGGAAGACCAACCACACGUUGAAAUGGGAGGGGGUUUGGCGAGAACUGGGCUGCCUGGCAAGAACUGCAUCUUUUGCCAUUCGGGAGGAGAGUGGGCACACUCUUAAGUCUUCUCUAUCACAUGCCAUGGUUAUUGAUACUCGCAACUCCUCGAUCUUGCCCAAAAGCGGCGCCUUGCUGAAAAUCAAUCAGGAGCUGGCUGGCUAUACAGGUGGAGACGUCAGCUUUCUGAAAGAGGACUUUGAGCUGCAGCUAAAUAAAAAGCUUGGCUGGGACUCUGUCCUCUCAACAUCUCUGUGGGGUGGGAUGCUGUUGCCUAUUGGAGACAAACCAUCGAGUAUUGCUGAUCGGUUUUACCUUGGUGGACCAACAAGUGUGCGCGGCUUUAGCAUGUACAGCAUCGGACCACAAAGUGAAGGUGACUAUUUGGGAGGAGAAGCUUACUGGGCCGGUGGAGUGCACCUGUACACCCCUCUUCCUUUCCGACCAGGGCGUGGAGGAUUUGGAGACCUUUUCAGAACACACUUCUUUCUAAAUGCCGGAAACCUCUGCAAUCUUAACUAUGGUGAAGGCCCACAAGCACAUUUACGCAAGCUCGCUGAGUGUAUUCGCUGGUCAUACGGAGCAGGCAUAGUGCUUCGCCUUGGUAACAUCGCAAGACUGGAGCUCAAUUACUGCAUCCCUAUGGGAGUUCAGAGUGGAGACAGGAUAUGUGACGGCGUGCAGUUUGGAGCAGGAAUCAGAUUCUUAUAGAUAUCAAACCAGUUUCUGGACAAGGACAGACAUCUCAACAUAAACAGCAGCACUACAUACAUAUUACAACAGAUAUUUUUCAUAAACUUCUAAAAAUGGUCUUUGUGUAUUGUUCUUUUUAUUGACAUGCAUGCAUAUAUCUGUAAUAUUAAACAAUACAGUGAUAUUUAUUUUAA